AUGUUUUCUAUAAGGUCUCUCUUGCCCUUAGUACUCUCCUGCCUGCUCGUGGGGUAUGGAUGGGCUACACCAGUCGGCACUCUGGCUGGCAACGCUUCUUCGCCCAUCGUUGAUCUUGGUUAUGCGCAAUACCAAGGGACGCUAGAUACAAGCACGAAUAUCACGAGUUUCUUGAGCAUCCGUUAUGCUGCACCGCCCAUUGGCGAAUUGAGAUGGCAGGCUCCACAGCCACCUCUAGCAACGUCUGGUAUUCAGCAAGCCACAGAAAACCCGAACAUGUGUUAUCAGACAGGUUUCGGAGAAAACACUACAGCCCCUGUGUCAAUUUAUGGAUAUAACAAGCGAGAUACAACAUCCACGACCCCCAUAGCAUCUGAAGACUGUUUGUUUUUGAACGUGUUCACGCCAGGCAGCUUACCGACUGAAGCGUCUGCUUCUGGUGGUCUUCCUGUGGUUGUAUGGAUACAUGGAGGAGGUUAUGUAGCUGGAUAUGCUGCCGAGUUUGAUGGUGCAGAUCUCGUCAUGGACUCCCACAGUGGUGUGGUCGCUGUGAUUAUGCAGUACCGUCUAGGUGCAUUUGGCUUUUUGUCUGGUGAUGAAGUCAAAGCCAACGGUGCUUUAAAUGCGGGCCUUUUGGAUCAGACUUAUGCUCUUGAAUGGGUGCAGAAAAAUAUUGCCUUAUUUGGCGGAGACCCAGCUAAAGUCACGAUUUGGGGUGAAUCUGCAGUACUCAUAAAUAUCGCUACAGGAGCUGGAUCAGUGCUACAGCACAUAGUUGCUAACGAGGGGAACACGCAACCACCCUUGUUCCGAGGCGCUAUCACCAGUUCCACUUUCUUACCCUCGCAGUACUACUACAACGAUCGCGUCCCUCAAUCACUAUAUGAACAGGUAGUGUCAAUAUCAGGCUGCUCAUCCAGCAACGACUCUCUGGCAUGUUUGCGCACAGUAGAUGCAAACACCAUCCAGACAAUCAAUUAUGACCUCGCUGGCACUGGUUUCUAUGGAACAUAUCUAUUUGUUCCUGUAGUUGACGGUACUUUCAUCGUCGAGCGGCCAAGUGUGACGUUGGCGAAGGGAUUAGCCAAUGGGGAAAUGUUGUUAACUGUGGGCAACUCGCAUGAAGGCCAUAACUUUGUCAAUCUCAAUGAAACAUUGACCAUCACCGACUACGUGGCACAGCUGUAUCCUGAUAUGACUUCUUUGCAAGUGCAAGAAGCGGCUUAUUUGUAUAAUAACACGGGUGAUGCAUUAGAUCAGGCAAUUGGUGUCAUGGGAGAUUCUAUCUUCGUUUGCCCUACGUACUAUCUACUUCAAACAUUUGCAGGUAGAUCUUGGAAGGGGAUAUUUGCUAUUCCACCUGGAUACCACGGCAACGACGUUGCUUACUACUUCAACAACCCUGCUCCGCCAUAUAACAACACGCAAUUCAUUACUGCGUUCUCGGAGUCCUUCCUAUCAUUCGUAAUGUCUCUCGAUGUCAAUACCAAGUUUGAUCCAACAAAUAUCACCCCGUACUGGGACGAGUACUACAUAGGCGAAACCGAGAUGCUCUUCAAUGAGACUGAAGCGGGUGUACCGCUUGUGGUACCCGUGAAGACGAAGCCAGAACUGCUCGAGCGCUGCGCCUCUACCAGCAAUGUGUCUGGCCCUGUUGUCGACCUCGGUUAUGCGCAAUACCAAGGAAUGCUGGAUCCUGAAACCAAGAUCACAAGUUUCUUGGGUAUGCGAGUUACAGGCGGUUUGCGCUGGCAGGCCCCUCAGGCUCCUCCUGCUGUGUCUGACAUUCAACAUGCCACUGUCAAUCCUAACAUGUGUUACCAGACGAAUUUUGGGAAUAGCACCACGAACCCCUUUCCUGUCAAUGGACACCAUAACUUGAAGCGCGAUGCUGUUUCGACGACCCCAAUCGCUUCUGAGGAUUGCCUAUUCUUGAAGUAUGGGGUCUUGAUCAUCAUCAGCGUACAUGUCCCGGGUGACUUGCCAUCUGAACCGCCCGCGUCUUCGUCUAAUGGGCUUCCUGUGGUUGUAUGGAUACACGGAGGAGGAUAUGAGUAUGGAUAUGCUGCUCAGUAUGAUGGCGCGGAUCUCGUCACUGAGUCACACAAUGCGGUUGUAGCGGUGGUGAUACAAUAUCGUUUGGGUGUAUUCGGUUUCCUGUCUAGCAACGAGGUGAAAGGGAGUGGAGCUUUGAAUGCCGGUCUGCUGGAUCAAGCUUACGCUCUUCAAUGGGUCCAGAAAAAUAUUGCUGCCUUUGGUGGAGACCCAGCGAAGGUAACGAUAUGGGGAGAAUCUGCCGGGGCUGGAUCAGUUCUUCAACACAUCGUAGCACACCAAGGAAACACUCAGCCUCCUUUGUUCAGAGGGGCCAUCACCAGCUCGACUUACUUGCCCCCACAGUACUAUUACAAUGAUAGCAUUCCCCAGACAAUGUAUAGCGAUGUCGUAUCAUAUUCAGGAUGCUCGUCGAGCAAUGACACGCUUGCUUGCCUGCGAAGCGUGGACGUUGAUGUCCUGCAGACUAUUAACUUCAACUUAGCUGAGUCUGGUUUCUACGGAACAUUUAUAUUCGUUCCCGUGGUCGAUGGUACUUUCAUCGUCGAACGACCGACUGUGACUCUAAGCAAAGGGCUCGCCAAUGGUGACAUGUUGCUGUCUGUUGGUAACUCGCACGAGGGCAACACGUUUGUGAACACCAAUGAAACGUUGACGGUCAUUAACUACAUUUCGCAGUUAUUCCCUGAUAUGACCUCCUCACAAAUGCAAGAGGCGGCAUCCCUCUACAACGACUCAGGCAGUGCGUUAGAUCAGGCAAUUGAUAUCAUGGGAGACUCAAUAUUUGUUUGUCCUACAUACUAUUUACUUGAGACGUUCGCAGGCCGCUCGUCAAAGGGGAUCUUCGCCAUUCCACCUGCAUAUCACGGCCAGGAUGUUUCGUACUAUUUCAACAUGGUCACCGCAGAAGGAACUCCGGCUCCCCCGUCCUAUAACAACACCGUGUUCAAAACGGCGUUCUCUGAGUCUUUCCUAUCAUUCGUCGUCUCUCUCGAUGUCAAUGUCAAGUUCGAUCCGAGUAAUAUCACACCCUACUGGGCCGAGUACGCUGUUGACGGGACAGAGAUGCUCUUCAACAAGACCGAAACGGAUGAGCCAGUCGUAAAGCCUGUGAAGACGGACCCGAAAUUGCUCGAGCGAUACUGGCAUAGUGUCGCGGAAAUGACCGCUCAGUAG
This is a messenger RNA of Serpula lacrymans var. lacrymans S7.9, 3231 nucleotides long. RefSeq lists its product as uncharacterized. The record is from RefSeq and is a predicted model, not a curated record. Lineage: Eukaryota; Fungi; Basidiomycota; Agaricomycetes; Boletales; Serpulaceae. Bases 1 to 3231 code for a protein of 1076 amino acids. The transcript has 29 exons.